Molecule: messenger RNA, 4180 nt
Organism: Priapulus caudatus
Lineage: Eukaryota; Metazoa; Priapulida; Priapulimorpha; Priapulimorphida; Priapulidae
Product: peroxisome assembly factor 2-like
Exons: 18
Coding region: 35-3892 (1285 amino acids)
Biological process (GO): protein import into peroxisome matrix
Cellular component (GO): peroxisomal membrane; cytosol
Molecular function (GO): ATP binding; ATP hydrolysis activity
Source: RefSeq, a predicted model, not a curated record
GUCAUUUCGGUGUUUACGAAGUCCCUUGGCUAAGAUGUCUGCGCCCGUGUCUUAUAUGUCUUCAUGGAAAUUCAAGUUGUAUUCUUUUGAAAUAGGGCAUCACCCACUCCAUAUCGGUAUUCCUAAAGAACAUUCUCACGGAAUUUUCUGGAAAGAAUCUAGCGACGAGUGUAUUGUUUCUAUUAAAGAUAGUGACCAUGUUAAAAAAGUUGGUCUUUCGUGUUUAUUCGCUCACCUGCACUGUAUCAAAGUGGAGAGUGAUAAGUACGUGAAUACACAUACGACAACGUCUACGAGUAAUACGCAUAUUCCAGUAGGAACUUAUUCUCAUCCUCAAGAUUUACAUGUUCUGUGCACAGAGAUGUUCCUACGCCACUAUGGGUUUCACUGUGAUGAUUCUGUCGUUAUAAAUCGUGUGAAUAUGUUUCCCCUAGAAAGGGUCGUACUUGCUGCAAAGUCUGAUAGUGUAUUCUCGUGGUUAAAGUCGCAAGAAUUCAUGACUGGGUUGCUUCUUUCUGUCUGUGAAGGUUUAGUUCUGUGUCGCAAGGGUGACGUGUUGCUCUCACCAAUCUCUGAACUUCUGGUGAAAGACGACACUUUCACAGAAUCUAGAUUUUUCGAUACUGUCGUUCUUGAUUGUGAGCCGCAAAAUCAGGGGCUGUUAACUCUGAAGUCAGAGAUCAUCAUCACUCAUGCUGUUAAUGAAUGCUGUGACAAUUCAGACCUGGAAUUGAAAGAUUCUGUUUCUAACAUGGCUUCCUUGUCAACAUGUGACUCAAACGACUUUGUAAAGGUUGACCAGGUUGGAGAUGAGCUGAAUCUGCAGAUUUCAUCUGACGAUGACACACUAGUUGUCAGUGAAACUGUGCCCCAAUCUGUUGAUAAAACCGGUGUGUUUCACCCUUGUAUUAUGCCACAGUCUUUCCUGAACCAGGGAUUGUGUGAUACCUCUCUAAAAGAUGAUGGGCAUGUAAUUGGAGUCACUUCCAAAGUUUUGAAUGAGCAACGAAUUACUAAUGGAUCUUGGGUAGUUAUAGAGAAAUUACAUUCAAGUGGAGAUGCGGAACCAAUGGAGCUAACACCUCAUCCUCAACUGCAAUCAAAAGAAUGCAUAGAGCAUUGCUCCUUCAACAGUGAAGUAUUAUCUAGUAGUGAUGUUAACCAUGGGAUAAAACAGAAACCGGUGAACGUAGAAGACAAGAGAAUAUGCGAAUAUCCUAGAUACUGUUCCAGAAGACUAGUUCAAGUCCAUGCAAUAGAAAAACACAAACUGGGAGAAACAAUGAAAGACAAGAUUGUAUACAUGUCACCAUUACUGUGGUUCAACUUUAAUGUACACCCAUCGCAGCUUGUUCAGGAAAAAGCAAAAGCUCGAAUUAAGAGUCUUACUGCUGAUACCUUGGUUGAUGAGAGAGUCCAGCUAGGUGUCCAACCCAAUGAUCGGUAUCCAUCGCAUGCCAAAGAAGUUCAUAUUGCAAUCGUUGAAUCGCCAGAGUACAGUCCUAAAGCAGACUACACCAGUGUUCUCCAAGCAUAUUUUGUUGAACAUAGGCUUCUCUCAGAGGGAGACAUAUUUUGCAUCUCAUUAAAACAUUCUGUUUCUAACAUGGCUUCCUUGUCAACAUGUGACUCAAACGACUUUGUAAAGGUUGACCAGGUUGGAGAUGAGCUGAAUCUGCAGAUUUCAUCUGACGAUGACACACUAGUUGUCAGUGAAACUGUGCCCAAUCUUGGAGAUGCGGAACCAAUGGAGCUAACACCUCAUCCUCAACUGCAAUCAAAAGAAUGCAUAGAGCAUUGCUCCUUCAACAGUGAAGUAUUAUCUAGUAGUGAUGUUAACACAUGGGAUAAAACAGAAACUGGUGAACCGCAUGCCAAAGAAGUUCAUAUUGCAAUCGUUGAAUCGCCAGAGUACAGUCCUAAAGCAGACUACACCAGUGUUCUCCAAGCAUAUUUUGUUGAACAUAGGCUUCUCUCAGAGGGAGACAUAUUUUGCAUCUCAUUAAAACAGACUGAAUCUAUUCAGCAAGCAGAAGAUACUAGAUCUACCAGAUCUCCAGCUGUAUACUUCAAGGUCAUGAAACUACUUCCACUCUCUGAUACUCCUUACCAACCAGCAGCCCUAGUGGAUAUUCAACACACGUCACUGUUUCAGGCUGGAACUGUGCAGAGUUUUGUGCCAAUGCUGAUGAAAACCUAUCUUACUGGAGAAGGAUCUGAUGUAAUGUGGGAUUGGCCCAUGCCAGCAGGCUUAGUUCAGUAUAGUCAGCAGUUAAUGAAUGCAAUUCUGCCUCAUCUGCACAACAGGUGCGAGUGCCGUGAAGUGGCACCCACUAUUGUAGUGACUGGGCCACGUGGGGUUGGGAAAAAUACCGUGGUUAAAGCCGUGGCUAAACAGCUCAACAUGCACAUCUAUCAGCUGAAUUGCUACGAGUUGCACGGGGAGACAUCAGCAUCCAGUGAGGCAAAAAUGAAGAAUGUACUCAACAGGGCACAACUGUAUGCACCGUGCAUUUUGUUACUCAGGAAUAUUCACAUAAUCAGCAAGGACAGAGAGGGGACUAGUGAUGAUCCUAGAGUGAUAGGCAGUAUUGUAGAGAUGUUGUCUAGCUUCCAGUCAUUGAGGUUGAGUCACCCAGUCAUCAUAGUUGGAACAACCAGCGAUCCUAGGCACAUGCCAGCAGAAUUUUUUUCUGCUUUUCUACAUGAAGUGGUCAUCAAGGUGCCGUCAGAAGCAGAGAGGGCAGAUAUUCUUCAUGCUUUACUGGCAAUGAGGACAAUCUGCCAUGAAAAUGUGUCUGUGCUCCACCUAGCUCAGAGAACUGCUGGGAUGGUGCUUGGUGAUCUUUGUGCUCUGGUAGCCCAAACAAAUAGAGCAGCUUAUAGGAGGGUCCUCUCUGCAUGCACUCAUCAGCACACGCAACUGACAGAGGCGGAGGAGGAGAGUAUACGACUCGCCGGUGUUAGUGUAAGAGCUGUUGACUUUGAGAUGGCCUUGGACCAGCUUCAGGCAGCACAUGCAGACGUGAUUGGAGCACCCAAGAUUCCCAACGUCACAUGGGAAGAUGUAGGAGGGCUCACUGAUGCCAAGACCGCCAUCUUGGAUACGAUUCAGCUUCCCCUGCGUCAACCAGAGUUGUUUGCUGCUGGGAUGCGACGUUCUGGGCUGCUGCUUUAUGGACCGCCAGGGACGGGCAAAACCCUUCUCGCCAAGGCUGUCGCAACCGAGUGCUCGCUUAACUUUCUUAGUGUGAAGGGACCUGAGCUGAUCAAUAUGUAUGUUGGACAAAGUGAGGAGAACGUUCGAGAAGUGUUCAGCCGUGCACGAACUGCCGCUCCCUCUGUCAUAUUCUUUGAUGAACUCGACUCUCUUGCUCCUAACAGAGGGCGCAGUGGUGAUUCCGGUGGCGUCUCUGACAGGGUUGUGUCACAGCUGCUUGCAGAGCUCGAUGGAUUAGUGAAGACUAGUAGUGUGUUUGUGAUUGCUGCUACCAAUCGCCCAGAUCUGCUGGACCCUGCCCUGCUGCGGCCGGGCCGAUUCGACAAACUAGUCUACGUGGGAGUGAGCCGUGACAAGGCUGACCAGUUAAAGAUACUAACGGCACUGACCAGAAAGUUCAAUUUUUCUGAAGAUGUUGAUAUUCGUGAGAUUGUUGACGACUGUCCAGCCAAUCUGACAGGAGCAGAUUUCUAUGCCUUGUGCUCUGACUCCAUGUUACAUGCCAUUACUAGGAACAUGGAUGAAUUAGAGAGAGGCACACUAAAAGAAGAGGAUAUCCAAGUUACAGUCAACCAGUCGGACUUUAGAAUUGCACUGAGAAACCUGGUACCAUCAGUGUCGGAAAACGAGCUUGCUAGAUAUCAAGAUUUAGACACACAUUUCAAUUUAUGAUUCUGACCAUUAUACGUUGUGUAGAUAACAAGGCUACAAAGAAAUGUUAUGGCGUAGCUGGUGUAAAAUGAAUAAUUGUUUACAAUUUAGCAUGCAUAAGCGUCAGAUAAAUCGGCUUGUUGCUUCAAUGACAGAAUUGAUUGUUAUUAUGGUAAGGUAUAAUGCAUUGCUACAAAUCAGGUGAAGCUACCAUGAUAUUGUUAUUGUCUUCUCAAUAUACAUAUGUUUAUGAUAUUUCGAGUAGUUUAGUAAUACUUGAAAUGUGUGUGAAAGUUAAUUAUAAACCGA